CGUGUGAGGGUGGGCCUGCCCAUGGGGUGCUGAGCAAAAGGGGCAGAGCACGGGCGGAGCAUAGCCCCAUGCUGACCAGAGAGGGAGGGGCUGAGCUCGAGGGAGGGAGAAAAGGUGCCUCUGGAACCAGGGUGCUUCUGGGGCUGGGGGGCCUGCGCAGACGAAGCGCCUGCGCAGAUCAGCCACCUGCCCAGCUGUGGAAUUCACACUCUCAGGCCUCGCCUUACCUGCUUCGCGUUUGCCGCGCUGCGGGUCUCGGCUUGCUACGCUGGACAAUCGCCAUGCCCCACCUGCUCGUUCUCUCCCUGCUCUCCCGCUGCCUCGCGACCCCGCUGGGCAAGCAGCGCAGCUGCCGCUGGAACCACUCGGAGCUCCGCCGCCACCAUCGCCCCGUGUCGCCUGUGGAAACGGCUUUUGGACUCGUGGUGAUUUUUACGGCCUUCCUGACACCGUGUGGAUACGUGCUCAGCAGUCUGAACCGGUUCAGAAGAGGGUGAUGGAAGAAGAUGUAGAGCCUCUGCUGACAUCCAACAAGCCUUCAGAAAAAGCUUUGGCUUCUUUAAAUGAGUAAAAGUGCUUACUUGGGUUGUGGGUGUUCACUUUAAUAACCAUAUGUUUAUGGUAAAUAUCUUGUACUUUUUUAGUACUAUUCAUUACAUCAAAAUGAGCUAUAUAGCCAUUUAGAAAAUGUUAAAUAAAAUUGAAAC
Manis pentadactyla (Chinese pangolin) is the source of this 707-nucleotide messenger RNA. RefSeq lists its product as uncharacterized. Lineage: Eukaryota; Metazoa; Chordata; Mammalia; Pholidota; Manidae. The transcript has 2 exons. The record is from RefSeq and is a predicted model, not a curated record. Gene Ontology annotation, biological process: mitochondrial electron transport, cytochrome c to oxygen. Gene Ontology annotation, cellular component: mitochondrion. The coding region runs from base 69 to 497 and encodes 142 amino acids.